AGCAAACUGUUUGUUCGAGACUACAGUGGAUAAAGACACACGGGCAGCAAUUGGAGAUUUACACGACGUUUCGCCUGUUUCACAAGCUAAAAUUUUGAGCCCAGGAAAUAAAACUGAAGAUUGAUCUUCCCCCAAACACAGCUAGAUAAAAGUUUGCUGAAAUGGGCGAGGAGGCUGAUUUCGACAAGAAGAAAGGUCAUGCUCAUCGUCACUCAGGACGAAAAGCAGAGAAAAAGGCUGCUAAGGACAAACAUGUUCAAGAACUGACAGCUCAGCAACGCAAUCCCAAGGCCUUUGCUUUUCAUUCUGCAGUUAAAGCUCAAAGAAAGUUUGUAAGAUCCCAAGAUAUUAAAUCCAAAAAGCAUCACAUACCAUUGGUUGAUCGUACACCAUUGGAACCCCCUCCUGUAAUCGUAGCUGUUGUAGGAGGGCCCAAGGUUGGAAAAUCGACCCUCUUGCGAUGCUUGAUAAAAAAUUUUACAAACCAAAGAUUCUCCAACAUAAAUGGACCUGUUACCAUUGUGGCUGGUAAAAAGAGAAGGUUAACUUUUAUAGAAGUAAACAAUGAUAUCAACUGCAUGAUUGAUAUUGCAAAAGUAGCUGAUGUUAUUCUAAUGCUCAUUGAUGCAACAUUUGGAAUUGAGAUGGAAGUCUUUGAAUUUCUUGAGAUUUGCCGAGCUCAUGGUACUCCACGCAUAAUGGGGAUUUUAAAUCAUUUGGAUAUGUUAAAGGACAAUAAGGCUCUGAAGAAGAAAAAGAAAGCACUAAAGCACAGAUUUCAGGUAGAGCUUUACCCUGGUGCUAAGCUUUUUUAUCUCUCAGGUCUAAUCCGUGAUGAGUACCUGAAAAAUGAAAUGAAGAAUCUAGGGCGCUUUAUUUCUGUGCUGAAGUUCCGUCCCUUGAUAUGGCGUACUUCUCAUCCUUUUGUCCUUGUUGAUAGAUAUGAAGAUAUCACCAAUCCUGAGACUGUCAGGAUUAACCCUAAGUGUGACCGGGAUGUUGUGCUAUACGGUUAUGUACGUGGCAUACCUUUCCAGAAAUCCCAAAUGGUCCAUAUUCCAGGUUGUGGAGACUGUAAGAUAAAAGACCUUAGCUACUUACCUGACCCAUGUCCACUUCCUGAACAAUUGAAGAAAAGGUCACUUAAUGCCAAGGAGAGACUGACAUAUGCACCAAUGUCAGGAGUAGGUGGCGUAGUAUAUGAUAAGGAUGCAGUCUACAUUGAUCUUGGAAACUUCCAUCAUGGAAACAAAGCCAGAAAUAAAAGUGAAGACAGUGAAGAGGAGGAAGAUAAUGUUCUUCAGCCACUGUUAGACCUCCAGAAAACUACAGAUGAAAAGCAAGCUCAGAGUAAAAUACAACUGUUUCCCCAGUCACAGUUAAUUUCAAAUGAUGAUUUGGAAGAUGAUAAUGAAAAUGAAGAUAAAGAUGGUGUAAUCACGAAAUCAGGAAAUGGGCUUCCACCAUAUGAAACAGUGACUGACAACACUGGCAGGGUCAGAAGACGAGCUAUUUUCUCUGAUAACUUGGAGGAUGCGGAAAAUGGUGAUGAAUCAGGCAGUGAGGAUGAUGAUGAGGAUGAGGAUGUAGAAGAUGAGGAUGUAGAAGAUGAUGAUGAUGAUGAAACAGAAAAUGAAGAAGAGGAUGAUCAUGCAAUAGGUCCCCUUAGAAAAAAAUUCAAGAAUGGUUUAUCUCAUAAGAAGAGAAACCAAGAUUAUGGCCAGGAUAGUGAUUCAGAUGAUUAUGAUUUGGAUGGAGACUUGCAAGAUGUCAACGCUUUACAAAGUAUUGAUGGAAACAUAAAAAGUCGUGUUGACUCACAUAUGACACAAGUGAGGAAAGGCUCAGGGUCAAAGCAGCAAAUUCCUGGUAUAAAAUCUAACAAGGAUUCUGAUGUAACUGCAAAGAUUCAAGGACUGUUAGAAAAAAUAAACAAAUCAGGUCAAAACCCAAAGCAAAAAGCCAUAAGUGAUGAUAGUGGCUUCAGUAAUGAGGAAAAUGAUAGUGAUGAUUUAAUAGAUGAUUGCAAGGAUGAAAUAGAGGGUUCUGAUGGUUUACUUCAAGAUAAUGGAUUAAAUGUUAAGCCACCUAAAAAUCCUGAGACAGUUGAUAAUGAUUCAGAUGAUUCAGACAGUGAAGAAGAGAAUGACAAAUUAGAAUACCGUAGUGAGAUGUUAAAACAAGCAACAGAGAAUUUUUACAAGAAUCAAAGUACAGUGUCUUAUUUAAGGAAAUACAUUUAUGGUGAAGUCAGUGAUGAUGAAAAAGGCUCUGAUGAAGCAGUUGAAGAAGUUGGUGGACUCUUUAAACGACCUACAGUGCCAAAAUCCAACACUAGCGGGCCUACUUCUCGUGCAGUCUCAGAUGCUGUAGACACUAGCCGUUACAUCCCUCCUGUUCUUAGAAACUGGAGUGUAGAGGAGCUUCAGAACAGUAUUCGCAACUGUUUUGUAACUGGACAGUGGAGUGAUGAUAAGGAUGCUGAAACUCUCCUAAAGAUGGAUGAUGAAGACCUCUAUGGAGACUUUGAAGAUCUUGAGACAGGAACAAAAAUUGUUGGAACUCCUAAGGAAAAUGAUGAUGAUGGAAAAGUUAAUGAAGAUAAUCUUCCAGAAACCAAGAAAGAAUUGUCAGCAAGAGAAAAGCUUUUAGAAAAGAAGAGACGCCUGAAAGAGAUGUUUGAUGCCGAGUAUGAUGACAAGGGCACUGGUGAUUACUUUGAUUCCCUCAAAGCAGAAAUGAAUCAACAGGCUCAGUUAAACCGUCAGGAAUUUGAAGGACUUGAUGAUGACCAGAGGGUACAGUAUGAAGGCUAUCGUCCUGGCAUGUAUGUUAGAAUGGAGUUUACUCGUUUUCCAUGUGAAUUCAUCACUAACUUUGAUCCCAGUUACCCAGUCAUUGUUGGGGGAUUGCUUGAAAACGAAACCAACAUGGGAUUUAUCAGGGUCCGUAUUAAGGUUCAUCGCUGGUAUCCCAAGAUUCUUAAAAAUCGAGAUCCUCUCAUCCUCUCUUUGGGCUGGCGGCGUUUUCAGACUUUAAUGUACUAUGCCAAGAGAGAAGACAACUUUAGAAUGCGCUCAAUGAAGUAUGCAAGGAAGUAUUUGCAUAUCGAAGCAAUGUUUUGGGGACCAGUAACUUUUGUCAACACAGGAUUUGUGGCUUUGCAAAAUAUCACAGAUAGAGUGCCUGAAUUUCGCAUUGCUGCUAAUGGUGUAGUUUUGGAGACAGACCAGAGUUGCAAGAUAGUUAAGAAACUCAAGUUGUUGGGCAACCCAGAAAAUAUCCUGAAGAAGACAGCCUUCAUCAAGGACAUGUUUCAUACUGAGACAGAAGUUGCAAAGUUUGAGGGAGCAAAGAUUCAGACACAGUCUGGAAUCCGUGGAAUCAUAAAAAAAUCCAAGGGCCAAAAAGGAUUAUUCAGAGCUACUUUUGAGGACACAAUAAAAAUGAGUGAUGUGGUUGUACUCAAAACAUGGGUUCCAGUGGAGAUGGUUCAGUAUUGUUAUUCUGUCCAUACCCUUCUUCUGCCUCCUAGUGAGAAAGCUGCCUGGCAGGGCAUGAGAACUGUUGCUCAACUCAAAAAGGAUAAGGGCAUCAGAACCUUACCCAACCCCGACUCCUUGUACACGCCUAUCACCAGCCGUCGUGAGUACAUUCCUCAGCCACUAAGGAUUCCCAGAGAACUUCAGAAAGCCUUGCCAUACAGUGAAAAGCCAAAGAUUACUCCAAGAAGCAAAAAAGAACAGCGUGUCAUUGUUGUCAAGGAUGCCCAUGAGAUUCAAAUGGAUACCUUUAUGAAGAGGUUGAAGACUAUGAUGGCAGAUAAAAUACAGAAGGAAGAGAAGGCUAAUUUAGAACGUAAGAAGAAAUUCAAAGCUGACAUUAAGGCUCGUGAACACACGAGACAGGUCAGAGAGAAACGAAAGAAAGCAGCAGCAUGUAGAUUAACCAGCAAGAAACAAGGCAAGAAGAGCAUUGUUUAAUAUUGUAAGGAAUAAAUAAAAAUAUUUACUGUAA
Cherax quadricarinatus is the source of this 4017-nucleotide messenger RNA. RefSeq names its product ribosome biogenesis protein BMS1 homolog. Gene Ontology annotation, cellular component: nucleus; 90S preribosome. NCBI's taxonomy places the organism in Eukaryota, Metazoa, Arthropoda, Malacostraca, Decapoda, Parastacidae. The record is from RefSeq and is a predicted model, not a curated record. Gene Ontology annotation, molecular function: GTP binding; GTPase activity; U3 snoRNA binding. Gene Ontology annotation, biological process: endonucleolytic cleavage of tricistronic rRNA transcript (SSU-rRNA, 5.8S rRNA, LSU-rRNA); maturation of SSU-rRNA from tricistronic rRNA transcript (SSU-rRNA, 5.8S rRNA, LSU-rRNA); ribosome biogenesis.